Molecule: messenger RNA, 6404 nt
Organism: Amoebophrya sp. A120
Lineage: Eukaryota; Dinophyceae; Syndiniales; Amoebophryaceae
Source: the annotation of a GenBank genome assembly
CCUUACUUCCAUUCGGUCACACUUUUCAGAUCUCAGUCACCAACUGCCUCCUGCUGGUACAGAGAAAGUCAUGUGCCGAUGUAGAAGAAGUCCCUUGCCUUAUUGCCUGUCCUUGUGUUUGUGGACUUCUUGAAUUUGGGCAAAUAAAAGUGCGAUAUCACUCUUCGGUCCGUUCUAACGUGCAAACGAAAAGGACUACUUAAGGAGCCUUGAUUACGUCGGUACUUGCUAGAAUGUCGAGAGAAAAUGACUCUUUGAUAUAGAGUCUAAAAAUAAAGGUAAGUAAAACUCAAAUCAACAAUCAGUGUCGGUUGUCAUUCGUCCAAAAAAAAACUAGAGUCAUUUGUCAACAUUUUCGUGCGACCAGAGCUUGAGCUCAAUUUUCGUCUUCGUCUCAUCGUUCUACUACGCACAUUGUCUGGUAAUAUGGUAAUAUCGUCCACUGAAGCUGAUGGCACAUGUGAAAUAGAAUCGUCCGAUACGUUUUGCAAUGUCUGCUCCAGGUUACAAGUCCCUGCUCAAGAUCGAUAUCACCAGUUGUACCCCCUACUUACUUAUUUUAAUCAAGAAGGUCGUUCUUCUUCUUCUAUUUUCUAUCACGUAUUGAAUAACUCCUUGUAACAAUCUGUCAAAGCACCAUGCCGCAAAAUGCAACAAGAACUCCUGUGCGAUUAGAACUACUCCAACUUCAUGGCUGUUCGACCACAUAAAAAGUGAAAGAACAAAACAAAACUAGUCCCAACCCGUCUAUACUUUCCGCCUCUAGUACUUCUUUAUCCUCUUUGCCAGCUUUGGACUUUUACUUUUUCACAAAAACAUCAGGACUUCUUCAUCAAUAGUCUUUUGUCGCAAACCACAAUAUUAUGGCGGACCAGGACGGGAACCCGUUGCAGGGGGACGACCUGACGACCAGCAAGAAGCGAGGCUCCACUAUGAAAAAGAAAAAUCCCCCCUCCCCAUAUCAAAAGGAAGUUUCAUCUCAUGCUGGAUUUGCGUACACAAAUCAGGUCUGUCUCGCAGUAGGGGACUGCAGGCCCAUACCAAGCCUAACCCUAAGUAGAAGGGUUUUGACGUAGGCUCGUAGCAUGGCAAAUAUGUUGUACUCUGUAGGCCCCGUAGCAUCACAAACCGCCCGCACAAUGUGGCGGAGUCUCCGGAGCCGGCGGAUUGGCCUUCUUGCAAUACAGAGACGACUUGUGGCCACAAAUCAGCAUCACAAAUUUUGAGAAGUGUGAGUGCCCCUUUUUGGUAUGGGGAGGGGGGAUUUUUCCUCACGAUAUCCACCCAAAGCGUGAAGACCAUCCCGAAGCAGGGGCACGAUUUUGACGGCGAGUCCCCGGUGCAUUUUUCUUCGAAGGUCUACCAGCUAUGCAUUGCAAAUAUGUCUGGGAGGGCUGGAAGGAAGGAUGCAACUUGUGAUGCUGGAUUUGGACUCUAGAUAAAUCUGUAUUGCAUAAACAGCAAAAGAGGUCCAGUUUUUGCCACGGCGAAUGGGCAUUUCUCACGCGGUAUAGGCAUCAGGAAGCCCCCACAGAAUCUGUGAUGCUAGGGCAUGCAUCACAGACAUCAGGGGUCAUGCAAAAUGUGCAUGACAGUCCAGACCCAGACAUAUGUGCACUUGAUACCAGCCGCCCACGCCCAACUUGACCCCCCGGUCGGACAUCGCGGCGGAGCCACCCCCGCACGAACUAUGAGAGUGCACAACUCCCCCUGCUUCCCCUCAUUUGUAUUGCAUGAAGAGCAAUACAAGCGUCAACAAGAGUACACGUUUUGCAUGACAGAUUUGGACAGGAGUGUAGUUCUAUUUGGACUGCCAGAACUUGCCAUGCAGAUAGAGCCAAGAGGCAAGACGUAAGCUAGGUACUUUGCAUGACAAAUCAGGGGGAGCGGAGUUGUGCACUCUCAUACGAACCAUGGAAACUGGAGAAACAGUUGCUGGUCAUCUACGGAGCCACUAGCCGGACGGGGCAGUGGAUGGUCCGAAACGCGCUGCAGUCCGGGAUUUUUAGGGUAAUAAGACACCUGGCGUUGCAAAAAUGAAUGUGAAGUAGAACAAUCUUCAUGUAGAAGGGCUGUGGGUGACACCCACAGCUAAGGGCAAUCUUCAAUAGUGCGCAGGAACUGUAAAACGAACGGUCCCGCUGUCAUCGCUCUCAGCCCAAACUACAUUAUCUCCGUUAAAGUCAACAUUAAUGAGUUUGUUUUUUUUUUUUCAUGAUUCUCGUUCUUGUCACGAUCUCCUUCUCCAUGAAACAAGAAGAUCAUGCAGCAAAGAAACAAGCCGUAAAAAUUCAUCACCUGAAUAGGUCCGCGCCUUUUGCCGCAGCAAGGACAAGCUACAACAGCAGCAGGAGGAGCUGGACAAGAAGCCGCCGGGCUACGAGCCGCCCAAGGUGAAGACCCGUGCGCAGUUGCCCGGGCUCGACGACAUCUUAUGAACUGCAAAAGUAUCGUACUCGUACAAAUGCAUUACAAAUUUCCUCAGCAUGAGAAAUAAAAUUUGUAAUGCAGAUUUACCUUGACAAAAAGAUUCGUAAUGCAUGAUUGCAAUUAUACGAGUACGAUACUUUUGUACAGGAUACAUCUUGUUCGGAGCGCAUUUAGAGGAGGAGCGCCCGCAGAAUUGCAGUAUGGGACUCUCAAAUCGGUUACCUUCUCAACUGUUACAUGAAUUUGUCAUGCAAAAGUACCUUAAGCCGGCAGAUGAUCAACCUGCUUCGCAUGACAAAUUUGGGAAGGGCUAAACAGGACGUAAAUCUGUGCCAAAUCUGUGAUGCGAAAGCAGCAUCUUGCCUCAGCCUCUUCGGUUGUUCUUGCUGUUCUUGCAUUACAAGUUCAUGUAAUAGUUGAGAACGUGACGCUUGAGAACGCCAUAUGCAGCCGGUCGGUGGUGGACAAAAUCACCCCGGACUGUCUGGCUAUGCAUUGCAACAAAUGUCGAUCUGGGUCUGGAUUUGUGAUGCGAAAUUUGAAGGACAGCAAGGAUUUGUGAUGCAUGAGUGCGAUAAUUAGCCACGCCAGUUUUUUGUCAUGCGAAGCCAGUCUCUCGCAUUGGUUGCAAAUGAAUCUGUAUCUGCAACAAGCCUGGUGAAACUAACUUCUCAUGCUGAUUAUAUGCCGUAGUACGGGUGGGUACAACAACUCUGUGAUGCGAGGGUCAGCAACACAAAUCUGACGACCCGGACACAACAUUUUUUGCAUUGGAUGCUGGCCAUGCCGGAACUCCUGGAAAUCAUCGAGGGCGACAUUACGGACGUGGAGAAGGUGCAGACGACCAUGCGCGACGCCAACUACUGUGCGAUCCUGGUGAAGCCCGACGUGAUAUCACCUGUAAAAAUGUCUGGGUCUGGAAGAGUGCAAGUUUGUCAUGCUUGUCUGGCAUGACUCGAGAAUCUGUGUUGCAUAGCCACGAAAAGGCCCUCUUACCUGUCAUGCAAAAACGCAGUUUGCCAUGCGGAAUACGUAAGACAUGGCAGCCAAAAAAUUUGUCAUGCAUAGCUGCGUAUUGCAGUGCGUUUAUCAUUCACUUUUAGCAUUACCGACCCAGACACUUUUGCAGUUCAUACGUGACCGGAAAAACCAAAACCUGCACGGAGGCGGAGUACCUGCAAUUCAUCGCCGCCGUGGCGGACUGCUAUGAACUGCAAAAGUUUCGUACUAGUAUAAACCAGCCAUGCUCCGGCUGCCGCCGGAGCGCAAGGCUGUUGGGCCGGGGCAAGACUGCUUGCCGAUCGGACCACAACCCCACGGGCCUAUGCAAAACGAAACAUACUGGAUUCCUGCCCCCGGUUUGCGCCGCGCCAACCCUCAGGACCACUUGCGCGCUUCCCGCGCCUGUAGGCGCUCUGCGCAGGGAGCAGCUGCAAAGAACAACGGGGGCGAACAGAAGCCGCCCGACGGGAGAGGGUAGCGCGAGAGGGUGGCGCGGGAGGGUGGCGCGAGAGGGUGGCGCGAGAGGGUGCGCGAGAGGGUGGCGCGAGAGGGUGGCGCGAGAGGGUGGCGCGAGAGGGUGGCGCGAGAGGGUGGCGCGAGAGGGUGCGCGAGAGGGUGCGCGAGAGGGUGCGCGAGAGGGUGGCGCGAGAGGGUGGCGCGGAAAGGCGCCGAGCCAAACAAGUCCGCGAAUGGCCUGCAAUGCCAAAUAUGGGUAGCACCAUGCGGAUUCGCGCCCGCUUCUUUGUGUUUUUACCCUCUCGCAGACCUCUCGCAGACCCUCUUUUUGACCUCUUUUGGGGGUCCCCGCUAAUAGUCCGGCUAUACUCGCGGGGAGAGGUCGACAGAGGUGGCCGAGAGGUGGCCAAGAGGGUCCGCGAGAGGUCGCCCCUUAUUCGCGCAACCUCUCUCCACCUCUGUCCCCCUCUCGCGCCCCCUCUUUUUGACCUCUCUGCACCCUCUGUGCCACUUAGGCGGCGCCUAAGGGUGGGCGCUUACUGCGGGCCUUAUUCGCGCACCCUCUCGCGCACCCUCUCGAACGGGGUCCCGCGCCACCUCUCCACCUCUGUCGACCUCUUUUCUACCUCUGUCGACCUCUUUUUUACCUCUCGGCCACCUCUCUGGGACCCUCUGUCUACCUCUUUUUUCGCAUGAAUAUAAUGUAUAGUAAUAGCAUGACAUCAAAUAAUUCCCUCGGCAUUAGAAAUGGAAUUUGUAAUGCUGUUUUACCUUAGGAAGAAGAUCAAGAUUUGUCAUGCGUACGAGUACGAUCUUUUUGCACUGCAUAAUUGCUGCCGCAAACCCAUGUGCAGCGGGUUGCGGAAAUUAUACGUGCAAUCCCACGCCGACCUCCCGGAACCCGCUGAGGAGGUCCCGGAGAAGGGGGACCCCAAAAUCAAGGCGGUCACGGGCCUGAAAAAGGAGGAGGCGGAGGCCUUGUUCAAAACCAUGGUCUUUCUCAAGCGGAUAUGCAAUACAAAUUUCCCGUACAUGUACAAGAUGCAUCACAUUUGGAGUGUAAUAAAACUUGUCAUGCUACACUAGGAAAGAAGACAAGUGUUGCCAUGCAGCGACCGCGUUUGCACGUGUACGGGAACAAAUUUACUGUGGAUAAAGGGAGUGCAAGGACCUGCCCUGGUUCUGCUCGCGCGCGUUUCCGCUCGUGGAGGGGCCGACGGCGUGGAAGCAGGUGAACAACGUGAUCGGGUUUCCGCCCGACAAGAAGCCGCAAAACAAGGGUAUGAAAUUCUCCGGCAUAGCGCAGUGGUCGCUGCUCAUCAUGCAGAACAGAACCCUGUGGAUAAGACAAUUUCCCUACAUGGGCUACGGGACCGACCAUCUGCAGUACUACCAGACGGGGGAAAAGGCGCUCGCGGAAAUGGAAGAAGCCCCGCCCGGGGCCACGGACGCCGAAAAGGCAAAAUUUGGGCUGGUGUGAGAAACAACAAAUUUAUUUCGAAGUAAAGGACAGUCGACGUCGUGGUCUUUUCCUUCACACCUCCCAUGAUGAAGAAGGCCCGGAUAUAGAGAUCAGCCUACUGCAAUCAAAUCGACGAAGUUCCCCCUUUUACUAACUUCUAUCUACCAGUACUAGUGCAGUGUGCUUGCUUUUUUACCUAUUGCUAUUGUAGUCGUAUCUAUCAGGAGCUGCGCCAGCAGGGUCGACCUCCUGUUAGACGGAGCCUUCUUCUACACCAGGGGUUCCUAUGCAAGGAAGAGCAAAAGGAGCGGGCUGCUACUGAUGUGGACGAGGCGGAAGGAGCAGGUCGUGUUUCUAGUGAAAAUCACAAUUUGCAGCUUCACCUGUCUAGAUUAUCGCAGCUCGCAGGGACGUCGACAGUGCUGCACAGUCGCAUGUUUUUCGCGAAUUUCAGUGUACACAGACACACGUCGUUGAAGCCCCCAUCAGGCUUAACAUUCUUCCCUGCUCUUAUUGUUAUUUGAAAUAAAAUCAUGUAACAUGGUUUCAUCGAGCGCCAGCGCCACCGCUAGUCCUAUAUUUAAGUAAAGUUUUCCGCGCGAGAAGAACGAGAAGCACCUCCAUGAUCCAGAAAGGGGAAACUACAAGCUCCGCGAUUCAACAUCUUGAUUCGACUACAAUCCGCUUUCAGAUAUAGCAUAAAAGCAUGUUUUAUUUUCCUCCUUCCCCUCUCCGUACAACUAGAACUGCUCAACAAAGCACCACGUUCCUGUGAGAACACCAAGAAGUAGAGUACGUGUAGUAGUAGAUCGACGCAGACGCUUUUUUUUGUAUCACACUCAUUUUUAGUUUUCAAGAAAGCUCUAUUUAGUUUAUGUUUAACCGCCCUAAGUGUGCGAUGUUACAGUAACAGUAUUAGACGAAGUACAUUUGCAAGGACAUUAAAAGGCUUAUGGUUGGUAGUUGAAAGAAACGGAAAUGCGACCACUGCUCUUUCCGUCAUUGCAAGAAGCAGGACUGCUCGUAGUUCGAUUUCUUUGAAUCAUCUGUCGGG